This is a messenger RNA of Lampris incognitus (smalleye Pacific opah), 1924 nucleotides long. RefSeq names its product phosphatase and actin regulator 1 (gene phactr1). Bases 26 to 1819 code for a protein of 597 amino acids. The transcript is spliced from 12 exons. NCBI's taxonomy places the organism in Eukaryota, Metazoa, Chordata, Actinopteri, Lampriformes, Lampridae. Gene Ontology annotation, biological process: cell motility; stress fiber assembly. The record is from RefSeq and is a predicted model, not a curated record. Gene Ontology annotation, molecular function: actin binding.
GUUAACCCCGCAGUCCAUCGCAAACAUGGCGGGCUGUGGAGGCGAUGUAAUGCGCCCAUGGCACGAAUCUGGAUCCCUGGACGACGCCACCUCUCUUUCCGUACCCGAGGAGAAACCGCGAAAGAGGAGAGCGUUCUGCCUGGUCCGGAUGAAGUCUCGCCACACCGACCGCAAACAGCAGCAACAACCCGCGGCGGCAAAUAACAACAUGCCGUUCAUCAUCAAUUGCCAAAUAGGCAGAGAGAUCAAACACAUUUGCAGCAACUGCCGCGGAGCAGACCAUGUGGAAGCUGAGGAAGUGGAGCGACUGGCGGCGAUGCGCUCUGAUUCAUUGGUACCAGGCACGCAUACACCUCCCAUCCGACGGCGCAGCAAGUUUGCCACUCUGGGUCGUCUCUUUAAGCCAUGGAAAUGGAGGAAGAAGAAGAGUGAGAAGUUCAAACAGACCUCAGCUGUGUUGGAGAGGAAAAUGUCCACUCGCCAGAGCAGAGAAGAGCUGAUUAUGAAAGGGGUGCUGAAGGAGGUUUAUGACAAAGAUGGCUCAGCCCAGGCUAUGCGUGAGGAGGUGAAAUUGGACAAUGGUCGUUCCCCUGUGCUUGGCUCUGGCCUGUCAGAGACUGAAGGAGCUGAGCUCAUGGAAGGAGCAACUUCAGCCAUAGGUACAAUGGAGUUCCAGAUGCCUGGUGAGGCAGGGUGCCAACAAGAUCACACCCAGAAAUCCAACCAAGUACUUCCCACUAAAAAGCCCACUGUGUAUCCAGGUGACGGUGCUGAGUCAACACUCUCCAGACCUCCUGCACUCCACAAACAACCCCCUGCGUUGCCACCCAAACCCUUUAACAGGCUGCCCAAUCACAUUGCAGAAGGUGCCCCAGUGAAGUUGCCAUGUAUGUCAGUGAAGCUGUCUCCUCCUCUACCUCCUAAGAAGCUCAUGAUAUGUGUGCCUGCGGCAAGUAUGGAGCCCUCACCCCUUGCCUUCCAGAAGUGCCCCCCUCCAAGCCAUACUCCGCUGGUUGGGCACUCUGUGCAGUACGGCACCCUGCCUGUUCCUCUCCACCCUCCCAGCCGUAUAAUAGAGGAACUCAACAAGACCCUGGCUCUCACCAUGCAAAGGUUUGAGGGCUCCAUGGUGCAUGCUCUUCCCACGGUGAUGAUCGAGUGUGACGAUGACAAAGAAAACCUCCCGAAUGAGUUGGACUAUGAAGAUCUGCCAAGUAUGUACAAGGAUGAAGAAGAUGAGGAUGAAGAGGACGAGGAAGAAGAGGAGGAGGAAGAUGACGAGGAGGAUGACGAUGACACACUGUUCACAAGCACACUAGCUAUGAAGGUACUGAGAAAGGACUCGCUGGCCAUCAAGAUAAGUAACCGUCCAUCUAAGAGAGAGCUGGAGGAAAAGAAUAUCCUGCCCAUCCAGUCGGACCAAGAGAGACUGGAAUCAAGGCAACAGAUAGGCACCAAGCUAACACGGCGGCUGAGUCAACGGCCAACAGCAGAGGAACUGGAACAGAGGAACAUACUCAAACCACGCAAUGAGUUGGAGGAGCAAGAGGAGAAGAGGGAGAUCAAGCGACAUCUAACUAGAAAACUCAGCCAGAGGCCCACAGUGGAGGAGCUGAGGGAGGCCAAGAUUCUGAUCCGCUUCAGUGACUACGUAGAGGUAGCCGAAGCUCAGGACUAUGACAGGAGGGCAGACAAACCCUGGACUCGGCUAACUGCAGCUGAUAAGGCUGCCAUACGGAAGGAACUGAAUGAAUUCAAAAGCACAGAAAUGGAGGUGCACGAGUCGAGUCGUCAUCUGACCAGGUUUCACCGGCCAUAAUAAAAAAAAUCAUUCAGAACGUGGCCAUACUUUUUUUACUCCCACAAAUGCCUCAAGGGCUGAACUGCUACUUGUUGCCCCUGUGUUUCUAACUGAUACUUUUCC